Rotaria socialis is the source of this 354-nucleotide messenger RNA. The record is from the annotation of a GenBank genome assembly. NCBI's taxonomy places the organism in Eukaryota, Metazoa, Rotifera, Eurotatoria, Philodinida, Philodinidae.
AUGAUUCUCUCUAUGCUAGAAUGUCUGCAUCGCAAUAAUGGCGUGACAUAUGGAGAAGCUGCUUCUAAACCACUUCACGUUCAGCUUAAACGGUUCUCAGAAUUCGCAAGUUCAGCCACUACAGUGUUAAAAGCUUUGUACAAAGCGCGAAGUUCAAUGGAAACUGUUGAGCCCACUACUAGCCAAAGUUCAUUAUUAGACAGUCGUGCACAAGAUAGUUUGUUCGGGGAUUCAAUUCCUAUCCAACCAUCGUUACAGUUGAAUUCUCAAUCAAGUAUCUCUACAAUUUCAAAACCAAUAUCGAAUGCAACAAAUAGUAUCCCACCAACGAUUGACUUACCAAAGUCAAUUUGA